Molecule: messenger RNA, 1073 nt
Organism: Rhodamnia argentea
Lineage: Eukaryota; Viridiplantae; Streptophyta; Magnoliopsida; Myrtales; Myrtaceae
Product: 2-hydroxyisoflavanone dehydratase-like
Exons: 1
Coding region: 35-943 (302 amino acids)
Molecular function (GO): hydrolase activity
Source: RefSeq, a predicted model, not a curated record
GCCUCUCAGACAUCACCCGCUUCACUCCCCAAAAAUGGCUUCAGAAAGCAAUGAGGUGGUCAAGGAGUUCAGAUUCUUCAAAGUCUACAAGGAUGGCCGCUUGGAAUUCUUCAUGCCUCCCGUCGAGAAGAUCCCUCCCUCCGACGAUCCCAGCACCGGCGUCCGAUCCAGGGACGUCGUCAUCUCGUUGGACCCGCCCGUCUCUGCCCGGAUCUUCCUGCCCCGCAUCUCCGACCCGUCCCUGAAGCUGCCCCUCCUCUUCUACGUCCACGGCGGCGGGUUUUGCAUGCAAUCCGCCUUCUCCCGUCAAUACCACAACUUCGUCAGCACAGUCGCGGCCGAGGCUGGCGCGAUCGCCGUCUCCGUCGAGUACGGGCUCUUCCCUUCUCGCCCCAUACCGGCCUGCUACGAGGACUCCUGGGCCGCGCUCCGGUGGGUGGCGGGACACGCCGGGGGAGACGGGGCGGAGCCGUGGCUGAACGAGCACGCCGACUUCGGGCGGGUCUUCAUCGGCGGGGACAGCGCCGGGGGCAACAUAUCGCACACGCUUGCCGCCCGGGUCGGGUCGAUGGGGCUGCCGCAGGGCGUGAAGGUGGUGGGGGCGAUACUGGUGCACCCGUACUUCGGGGGGACGGAGGAUGACCAGAUGUGGCUGUACAUGUGCCCGACGAACGGCGGGCUGUCGGAUCCGAGGCUGAAGCCGGCGAAGGAGGACCUGGCGAGGCUGGGAUGCGAGAAGGUGUUGUUGUUCGCGGCGGAGAAGGAUCACCUGAUGGAGAUGGGAAUUGGGUACACCGAGGAGCUGAAGAAGAGUGGGUGGAGAGGGAGCGUGGAGCUGGUGAAGAACGUCGGGGAAGAGCACUGCUUUCACCUGUUCGACCCAACGUACGAGAAGGCCGUGGAGUUGAAGGACAAGUUCGUCUCCUUCAUCAAACACAUCUGACGGAUCGAGCCAUGAAAAUUCCGAGCAAUGUUCGAUCCGCGGGAUCAUUUGAUUCUCACUGCUUGGUGAUGAAUCUGGAUGAUUGGAUAUCUGCCAAUCCUCAUAUGUUCGUCUAAUAAUUUGCUGGGUU